UUCAUGACGCCCUAACAAUAUGCGGCCCCUUUAAGAAGAAUGACCGCGCGUACUGAGCAUGCGCAGAAGAGAGUAGAGAGAUGAGGCUGACUGGAGCAGAUAUUCAGUCGAGGCUGUCAGAAGAAAGAAAAUAGAUAUUCUGUUGCUUUUUACCUGAGCGAUAGUUUUGUGCAAAUAUAGCAGAAAUCAAAGCAACUGUUUUAUCUUAUGUCUAUAGUGAUUUUGUCAGACAACGUCUCUAGGAUUUAGAUCUGGUGUCCCUCACACAACAAUUCACCAAUACAUACUGGGAAUAUUCCCAUCAUCCUACAAGAGAAGGACAAACUCCAGGAGUAGCAGCUGAAAUCUGUGUGACUGUUAAAGAUGGAGUUUAUUAAAGAGGAGAUUGAAGACAUGAGUGAUCCAGAACCAUCCAGAAUAAAACAUGAAGAUACUGAGGAACAAACAGAUCGAAUGGAAGUGAAAGAGGAAAGACAAGAACUGGAGGAAUUUAAGGAGGAACAACACAACUUUAAAAUUCAAGAAACAAAAGCCAAAAAGCUGCACACCUGCACUCAGUGUGGAAAGAGUUUCAGUCAAAAAGGAAACCUUAAGAGACACAUGAGAAUUCACACUGGAGAGAAACCGUAUACAUGCACUCAGUGUGGAAAGAGUUUCAGCAAAAAAGUAAACCUUAACACACACAUGAGAAUUCACACUGGAGAGAAACCGUAUACAUGCACUCAGUGUGGAAAGAGUUUCAGCAAAAAAGGAAUCCUUAACACACACAUGAGAAUUCAUACUGGAGAAAAACCGUAUACAUGCACUCAGUGUGAAAAGAGUUUUUCUCAAGUUUCAGAUCUAAAAAAACACCUGACAGUUCAUUCAGAUGAGAAGCCUUAUGUGUGUUCUCUCUGUGGAAAGAGUUUUUCAAGACCGGACAGUUUUAGACUGCACCAGAAAACACAUAAUGAAGUGAGAGAUCAUGUGUGUUGUGAGUGUGGGAAGAGCUUUACUAGAGCUGACUAUCUGAAACAGCACCAAAAAAUUCAUUCUGCAGAAAAACCUCACAAGUGCUCAUAUUGUGACAAGAGUUUCACUAAGUCUGGAACCCUGAAAGUACAUGAGCGACUUCAUACUGGAGAGAAGCCGUACCAGUGCACUCAGUGUGGGAAGAGUUUUUCUCAAGCAUCAUCUUUCAGUCAUCAUCUGCGUAUUCAUUCCGGAGAAAAACCAUUUAACUGUGAUCAGUGCGGUAAAGAUUUUCAUGCUUUAUCAGAUCUAAAACAACACCUGACAGUUCAUUCAGAUGAGAAGCCUCAUGCGUGUUCUCUCUGUGGAAAGAGUUUUUCACGACUGGACAGUUUUAAACAACACCAGAAAACACAUAAUGAAGUGAAAGAUCAUGUGUGUUGUGACUGUGGGAAGAGCUUUACUAGAGCUGGCCAACUUAAACAGCACCAAAAAAUUCAUACUGGAGAAAAGCCUUACAAGUGCUCAUAUUGUGACAAGAGUUUCACUCGAUUGGAAACACUGAAAGUACAUGAGCGACUUCAUACUGGAGAGAAGCCGUACUACUGUACUGAGUGUGAGAAGAGUUUUAGACAUUUAUAUAGUUUUCUCAGUCACAUGAAGAAAUAUCAUAAGUCAAAGGUUUGAAAUUAACACCCGCAACUCGCCAAAUGCGGGUAAAAAUAACCCGUGGCCGGUAACGCUGUCAAA
Molecule: messenger RNA, 1701 nt
Organism: Rhinichthys klamathensis goyatoka
Lineage: Eukaryota; Metazoa; Chordata; Actinopteri; Cypriniformes; Leuciscidae
Product: oocyte zinc finger protein XlCOF6-like
Exons: 3
Coding region: 364-1638 (424 amino acids)
Biological process (GO): regulation of transcription by RNA polymerase II
Cellular component (GO): nucleus
Molecular function (GO): RNA polymerase II cis-regulatory region sequence-specific DNA binding; DNA-binding transcription factor activity, RNA polymerase II-specific
Source: RefSeq, a predicted model, not a curated record